This is a messenger RNA of Rhizoctonia solani, 465 nucleotides long. RefSeq lists its product as uncharacterized. The record is from RefSeq and is a predicted model, not a curated record. The transcript has 4 exons. Lineage: Eukaryota; Fungi; Basidiomycota; Agaricomycetes; Cantharellales; Ceratobasidiaceae. The coding region runs from base 1 to 465 and encodes 154 amino acids.
AUGAAUGUCACGGACAUCACAUCCUCACGCUCCUUUGGUGGGCGGAAGCGUUCAUGGGGCGAAGAGCAAUGUGAACCUCCCAAGAAGCGUAUAUCGCAUACCUGGAUACGCGAAAGCCCACUAGUCGCAGAGCUAGACUAUCCGAUCAUACAACAAGUACAGAGCAUCACAUUAGGAACUUGUGUGGAACAAAAUGACGUCCAAAUGAUCAUGGACGAGCCUACACGACCAAUGUUCCUUCCACCUUCACCUGUCUCUCGCUCUGUGUCACCGCCUGCUAUUCGUAGCGAUCCUACUGUUGCACUGUCUGAAAUAUCGAGACCAUUAAAAGCCACCGGAACAGCACCCGACUCGGCUCGGUCAUUAGAUCCGGUUCAAGACCCCGUACCAAUUGUCAAAAGUGCUUGGCUCGUGAACCUGGACAUUAUGGACACUGGUUAUGAUGCCACCCACACGCUCUGUUAG